Alosa alosa (allis shad) is the source of this 1569-nucleotide messenger RNA. RefSeq names its product eukaryotic translation initiation factor 4 gamma-like. NCBI's taxonomy places the organism in Eukaryota, Metazoa, Chordata, Actinopteri, Clupeiformes, Clupeidae. Bases 906 to 1535 code for a protein of 209 amino acids. The transcript has 4 exons. The record is from RefSeq and is a predicted model, not a curated record.
CACUUUGAUAUCAGACAUCGCUACUGCAUGGUGAGUGUGUGCUAGUGCUUCUCAACAAAAAUAAUAUUUUACAUAGAUUGUUCAAUUCAAUUUGUAGCCACAUCAUAAUUAAGACUACGCUUUUCAAUACAGUAAUUAUAUAGUUUUUGCUGUUAUGAACUUUUAUACCACAUGUCUGUUGACCUGCCAUAAACACUAUAGGUCAAAUUCAAGACUCUUUUUCUCAGUGAUUCCUCGUUGGUGGAAUGCCUGUGUUCUCCGUUCCUGUAAUAGUUUUGGGUCUUUCAAGAGCGGUCUAAUGACAUCUGUUCAGCAUACACUUUUUUACACGGUUCUUAUGAGUUAUGUUUUUUAUAUUAUAGUAUGUGUUUAUUAGGCUAUUCAUUGAUAUUGCAUCAUUCUGAUCAACAAAUAAAACAAAUAGAAAGCAACUCCUCACAGUCAGUCCAUCAAGUGAUUUUGGAAAGUCAUUUGUAAGUUUUCCAGGAUUUCCAUAAUGGAUGAAUUUAGUGAGGGUCUGAAAGCAGAACUGAGCACCACCACAGCGGAUGAGCUGAGAACAUUUAUUGCCGAUAAGACCAAAGAGGCACAGGACAAGGAGCUCGCCAUGAGGGCUACUCUGGAGAACCUUGUACGGUUCCUUGCAGAGAUGGAGCAAUCCAGUAAGGCAGAGGUCGAGGAGUGGCAAAGAGAGAAAGCGAGGAUUGAGGCAGCUAUACAGGCCGACCUCCGCAAUAUGGAGGAGAACAUUCACCUGGACCACAUAUUACUGACACGUUUAGCGACAACGCUGACUGAGAAGGCAGAGAUGGAGAGACAGAAACUCUCAAGCCUACCUCUGGCGAAAGAACACCAGAGGAUAGUCUCUCCUGGAGAAGGAGUUUGACUAUGACUAUGAUAACAUUAUGUUAAAUGAUCCAGAGCGUGCUAAAAGAGAGUCAGAGAACUGGACCAGAUGGACCCAAGAGAGAGUGGACAGCACCUUAAAAAUGGCGUUGACUGCUGCUGCCAUCAAACAACAGUGGCUACAGCAGCUGAAAAGCCAGGCUGAAAAAUGGAUGGUGUCUAUUCCUCAGGUUUCAGACGGACCUGCUCAAGAGGUCAACGACAUCCAAAUUAAGCUGAGCCUUGAUGAUGGCCUCCAGUCUCUGAGCUUCAGCAGCCAGAAAGCUGAACAGGUCGUUGUUCAAAACCAGAUGCUCCAGGCGAAGAUUGAUGCAAAGUUGGACAAAAAGAUGGCACGUCUUGUGGCUGAGGCCAUUAAAAAGGAGGAGAAGAUCAGGGCUGCAGAGCUGAAGAAGAGGAGGCAGAUGGAGGAAAAGACAAGGAAAAAGCUGGAGGAAAUACACAAGGCCGAGCUGAAGGAAAAGAAAAGGAGGGAGGCUAAGGAGAAAAAAGAGGCCGAAAAAAUGGAGAGGAGGCGAGCAAAAGAGGAGAGGGGCGAGACCACACAGCCCAGAUUUUGUUUCUGCUUCAGGAAAUCUUCCCGAUCAAAAGACAAUGACCAAGAAGUCCGUAGCACUGAUAAUGAAUAAAUAAUAUUUUUCAGUCCAAUAAAUGUAACCACCA